CCUCGGGCAGAGAGGGAUGGCGGUGGACAAGCAGGACUGGGAGCAGCAACGGUACUUUUGCUCUCACGAUCUGCAUCAAGAUUGGCCUUACAACCCUGUAGACAUGUAUGUACACGUAAUGACAUGAUUGAAUCAGCAGCUCAACUGCCUGUCGGUUAUUCGGAGUCGGUCGCGCCGAAGGGGUCCUGCACUACGAAGGAUUCGAGGGGAAAUAUAUGCGACAGGACAUGCGGACCCCAUCGCCUUCUUUCUUCAGACGGUCCAAGGUUAGAGUCUACCGUCCUCUCCGACGUGUUGUUCUAUCAUGGGAAGGAAAAGGAGCUCACGAGCAAGUCGUAGCGGUGGCAGCAGCAGACGCUCCAGUCGACCCGAUAGUGUCAGUUUACGCCGCAGAAACUCAAGUGGCGCGGGAAACUUCGACGGCAACUCCUCCUCCUCGCUGGCUACUGGCUGUUCAAGUAGCGCUUUGAACAACACCACGAGUGCUAGCAAUGCCACUGCUAAUGCUGGGUUCUACAUGGGUUCACAAGGCUGCGCCAUGACCGAGCACUUGAGCUUUGACAGUAACAUUCGCAAAUCGGCGGCCGCAGCAGCAACAGUAGCAAGAGAUUGGCGCAGUGGGAGUGGUGGGGCACGCAUGUCACUCUCCGGUCCAGGCAGCGGCAGCAGCAGCAACAACCGGCGAGCAAAUGCUGACAACGACACCAAGACUACGGUCUCCCCUCAUCGCGGCCAUGCGGGGGCAUCUGCCACUGCCGCCGCCGACAUGGAUGACAUGGAUGACGACGAUGAAGAUGUUGAUGAUGGUAGUGGUGAUGCUGAUAGCACUGGUCCGUCGAAUACUCUGCACUCUGGCAGCAGGGACGACCUACGGGACAGACGAAUGAGGGCGACACUGCGAGAGCGAAAACGGCAGCAGCAUAUUACCGUUGCACUGGGACGACUACGCCGAGCGGUCCCCAUCUACCCUGGUGCUGGCAGGACGUCCAAGAUUCAAGUACUACACCUGGCAAUUAACUACAUUCGCGAUUUGUCCGAGCUCCUGUGCGAGUAUGACGGUCAAGCUCCAUGCUUGAGUGUGCGGGCGCGCCUGCAGGCCAGCAACGUAUUCUCGGACACCAGCAUGACAGCAAGCAACGACGGUGACAUUCGCCUCGCAGCCCACCAUUCACAUAAUAAUCAUCAUCACCACCACCAUCACCACCACCAACAGCAACAACACCAACAGCAGGAGCAACACCAGCAGCAGGAGUCCCGCCGAGGAGGGCAGGAACAUCGCAGUCGCAUGCGGUCCAGGUCCGCCGGCUCCAUGUCCCUCCGCAGCGGAGCCGGUGUGUCUCAAGCCUCCACCAGCAAUACAGCCAAGACACCAUCAUCCACACCACUCACCACCAUGGUCGAUGCAUCCUGCACAGGUCUUUUGCCUAUUUAUCCGUUGGAUUAUGGCCAAGAUGUGCAAUUGCCCUCGCCAGAUAGUUUCAACUCCACAGUACCGACUCAUGAUCAUCUUACUAGCGCAGGGCAUGUUGACGCAUCACGUUAUGAUCCUGAAGGCUGGUUUUUCAAUCACAUGCUAAUGCCUACUUCCACCAGCAACUUUGGAAGUACGCCGAGCUCCACGGUCGCCGCCGCCGCCGGUCUCGGAGCCGCGCCGACGUCUGAUACUCCGGGCCUGAUUUCGGACAGUUCGCUGCAGCGGCAUCAGGUCGCUAACGACUGCGGCGGGCUGUGUGAUUCUCCGCCGUCCAGCGGGAACAGUUCUGCCAUGCAGAAUCCUCACUCAGCCUCGCCUUCGCCUAGCCAGCAACACGCUGCGUGGAGGAUGGCGCGAAGCACAGAGCACCUUGCCAACUACUGUAUGUUUAGCGGCGCAGCGACAAUGGCCACCACUAGCACUGGCACCCCUGCACAACCUUACGUCACUACUUGGAAAGAGCCAGACGCUGACGACCCAGUCAGCUCGUACACACUUCCGGCGAGCUCAUUCUUCCAGUACGCCGAUAUGGCGUUUUUUGGCCAACAGGGCCAGCCAGGAGCUGCGGGUUUCACUCACCAACGACAGUGGAAUACCACACAUUCUCUGUCCGCCUCGGGGGCCGCCGGCGCUCCACCUACCUCGCAUCCUAUUCGAAUGGCGGAUCCCGCUGCAAUGUCAGCUCAACUGCAGCAGACACUAGCAGUAGGGGUGCAGCAACAACACGCCAUGUUGGCCACAUCCGCCAGCACGGUCCCUCAGCAAACAAACCGAGGCCACCAACCCCAUCCGCACCAGCAGCACCAGCAACAACUGCUCGCUGCCACACAACUCUCUCUGCAGCAAUCGCAGCUGAUGCAGCAAAGGUCGCAGCAACUUAUCCAGCACCAGCAGCGGCAGGUACAGCUCAAGUUCCACAAACAAGGUCAGAAAGAAGCAAAGAAACCGCAUCCCGGACAGGACCAGCAAGGGGAAGUAAGCCAACAAGACCAGAUGCACCAGGACAUCACUCGUUCUGAGACUCGGCAGAAACCUGCAUCGGAUCAUCAGCCAAUAGUGCCAAGCCAGCAACGCCACGAGGCUGGCAUAGUUUCCUGUCCGCAGGUCCCCGCCACCCAGCAUGAUGGCGAGGAGAAUGGAGGUGAGAAGGACGUCGUGAGUGUCGCCGGCAGGAACACUCCCAACAGCUCUAGCAGCAGCAGUAGCGAGAGCAGCAUCAGCGCUGGUAUUAGCAGCACGGCAAGCAGCUGCACAGGAGGUGAUGCCGAUAACGUUAGCGAUGCUGAUGAUGGUGGAGACGUAACAGAUACGAAUGCCGAUCCAGCAGCAGAAGACAGCAACACACCACACUCUGACUGCAUUGUAACAGAGAGUGACCUGGCGGCGACCCACGUCCAAGAAGUAUAUCCAAAGGCUGGCAGUGCGUCGGGUGGCGCAGAACUAUUGCCGCAUCCUUGUCUCGACAAUGCUAUGCUUGAUGUAGGUGCAGGACCAGUCAUCAGCGGACUUGAGCAAGGCGAUCUGGACCCGUGUGUGUCUGCGCCACAAGUGCACGCGGAUGCACAGCAGCAGCGAAAGCAGCAACCAUUGUGGAACGCAAACGAUCAGUAUGCUUGUUCAUCCAGCAGCGAGAAGGAACUCAGCAUAGUGGUGCCAGCAUGCGACACAGCCAGUCCGCCCAGUGAUGUCUCCUCGCCCAUGUACUGCUAUCGCAGUGGCGACGAGGACGUCGAUCUGGAUUUGCCGGAGCUGCAACUGUUGGACACUGAACAUGAAAACUGAGUCUGAGGGUCCCCCCCCCCCCUACUCUCCGCUCCCCGCGACACACAUCAUUGAAAUAUAUUCCAUUGUCUGGACUUCUUUACACAAAGAUGCAUUAUUGGCCACUUUCAAAAUACAACGCUACACUUUGUCCCUCUAAUAGUUACAGUCUGCAUACAUAAGCUCAUUGAAGAUCAGUGUACUGUUCUGUGAAGUCCAAAUCUGUACAAUAGCCCGAUGGGGCUGCCUCAAAGAUGACAACAUAUUUUUUCCUCGACUUACUUCUAUUACGAAGUAGUCAGUCAAGUGUCAAGUAAAGUCGGCGGAAUAGCGUGAGCUCCAGUGUGGGGAGCAAACCCUUUCUUACUUCUAUUAUACAGUUAUCUCACCCCUCAAAUGAUACCAAGAGUACAUCUAUUUAAGCUCCCAGGGAGCUGAUCUUACUCUUGAUAAUACCAAAACUGCUAAUCACUCCUGCUGACUCGGGGACUGCACAAUUGUGAUAAGCCACUUAUUAGUAUCUAUCUUCGGUGUAUCCUCCAGGUCGUUCGCUAUUUUCCAUGAGCCCCAAGGAAAAUUAUGCUUUUCGCGUCCCUCGAAAAGGGCAAACAUUGCCAGAAAGCUACAGAAUUUGAACCGUGAUGAAAAUACUGAUGAAGCGCAUUGACCUGUUGUCGAGCUUCCUCUGCAAUAUUA
This is a messenger RNA of Sycon ciliatum, 3931 nucleotides long. RefSeq names its product box A-binding factor-like. The record is from RefSeq and is a predicted model, not a curated record. Bases 305 to 3256 code for a protein of 983 amino acids. NCBI's taxonomy places the organism in Eukaryota, Metazoa, Porifera, Calcarea, Leucosolenida, Sycettidae. Gene Ontology annotation, molecular function: RNA polymerase II transcription regulatory region sequence-specific DNA binding; DNA-binding transcription factor activity, RNA polymerase II-specific; protein dimerization activity. Gene Ontology annotation, biological process: developmental process; regulation of transcription by RNA polymerase II. The transcript has a single exon.